Rhineura floridana is the source of this 836-nucleotide messenger RNA. It is a transcript of the gene RARRES2, whose product is annotated as retinoic acid receptor responder 2. Gene Ontology annotation, molecular function: signaling receptor binding. The record is from RefSeq and is a predicted model, not a curated record. The transcript is spliced from 6 exons. NCBI's taxonomy places the organism in Eukaryota, Metazoa, Chordata, Lepidosauria, Squamata, Rhineuridae. Gene Ontology annotation, biological process: inflammatory response; regulation of lipid catabolic process. The coding region runs from base 46 to 705 and encodes 219 amino acids.
ACAAGUGCAGAGUCUGGGAAGCAGAUCCACUGGGGACCCAAGAGGAUGAAGGGGCUGAUUGCGCUAUGCUUGGGCCUCCUGGCCCUGGCUGAUGCUAGCCGGUCACCCAUCCAGCAAAAGGCUCUGGACCUAGUGCUGGAGUUCUUCCACAGCAGAGACCUUGUACAGUCAACUUUCAAGGAACAAGCUGUGACCCAAGUUGCAGAAAUGGGACUCCCAAUGGGAACCUAUGUCCAACUGGAGGUUGACCUUGUGCAGACUCUCUGCAGGAAACAGCAAUGGAGGACGCAAAGUUGCCGGAUCAAACUAGGCGGGAGGAAACAGAAGUGCCUCGCUUGCUUCAAGUUUGGCUCCAGUAACUCUGAGAACAUUUUGGACCAAUCACUGCGGUGCCUGUCAGAGCAGAACCCAAUCUUCCAGGAAGCAGAUUUUUUUAAAGUAAUAUUUUUCAUAUUUGUAAUCAUAAAAACUCCAGAGGACAAGGACCAGCUUCAAAGAGGGAUUCACCUAUUCUUUCACAUAUAUAUAGAAGAGUGGCUGCCUCAGCUAAGGAGGCAAAGAGGAAGCAAAAUCAGGACUGUGAGGCUGUCAAAGAGGCAAAUGAGGAGCACUACCAGCCUGGCCAGUUCGCCUUUUCCAAGGCACUCCCGCUUUCUUGAGGAUCUCCAUGAAAAAUGCCAUCUUCCUCCUUCUGGAGACACAUAGAACACCCACCAGUUUGGGUCUCGGUGCCAAGGGAGUGGAACCGGUGGUGGUGGUCCAAGGGCAGCCUUCUCUCUGCUAAGCUUGACUUUUGUUCCUUCUCUUUUUAUUCCCAUAAUAAAAGUGGAAAUGGA